Messenger RNA from Dermochelys coriacea (leatherback sea turtle), 3915 nucleotides. It is a transcript of the gene TMC3, whose product is annotated as transmembrane channel like 3. The record is from RefSeq and is a predicted model, not a curated record. The transcript has 23 exons. Gene Ontology annotation, cellular component: plasma membrane. Lineage: Eukaryota; Metazoa; Chordata; Testudines; Dermochelyidae. Bases 1 to 3546 code for a protein of 1181 amino acids. Gene Ontology annotation, molecular function: mechanosensitive monoatomic ion channel activity.
AUGGCGAUCCUGGUUGCAAAUGCAGACAAUGGAUUUUUGGACUAUAACAGGAAGGACAGAGCAGAACUCUGGAUCUUUCCACUGAGGAGGCAAGAGGGCAGCCCUUCCAGAAUUCCAUCUGCUGCAACUGGAGCUAACACAGCUUCAGGUAUUGCCAGAAUGACAACAGUACGUGGGUCUGCUGCAGUGAAAACUACAAAGUCCUGCAAAAGGCAAAAAAGUGUGAGGCAGCAUGCCAGCAUGUACACAUACAAGGAGCCACCUCACAGUAACUCAGGUGAUGAUAAUGGAGAUUUAAAUGCUGACAGCAAUGACCCAGAGCAGAUCUUCCAGAAUAUACAAUUUCAAAAAGAGAUCAUGGCAAACAUCCGUUGCAGACCAUGGCCUAUGAGACACAAGCUGAGGGCACUCAGACAAGCUAAGGAGAUUGUAUUGAAAUAUGAAGGCAGGCUCACUAGAACAAGAGGUUACCAGGCAGCUGGUGCAGAGCUCUGGAAGAAGUUUGUUCGGCUUGCAUAUAACUUUAUGGUAAUCUUCAUUCCUUGGGAAAUGAGAAUAAAGAAAAUAGAAAGUCAUUUUGGAUCCGGAGUUGCCUCUUAUUUCAUCUUUUUGAGAUGGCUAUUUGGAAUCAAUAUUGUGCUUACCAUAAUGACAGGAGCAUUUGUGGUCUUACCAGAGCUCCUGGCAGGAGCACCAUUUGGAAGCACUCUCAGCAAGACCAUCCCAAAGAAGCAGUUUGCAUCAGCACAGGACCUGGACACCAUCUGGUCACUGGGGGGUUAUCUCCAGUACUCUGUUUUAUUUUACGGCUACUAUGGCCGAGAUCGGAAGAUUGGGAAAGCUGGGUAUCGGUUGCCCCUGGCUUACUUCCUUGUUGGAAUGGCAGUGUUUGCUUAUAGCUUCAUCAUCCUCUUAAAAAAAAUGGCAAAGAAUUCAAGAAUGAGUCUAGCAAGUGCCUCUGAUGAAAAUUAUACUUUCUGCUGGAGAGUGUUCUGUGCUUGGGACUAUUUAAUAGGAAAUCCAGAGGCUGCAGAAAGCAAAGCUGCUGCAAUAGUUAAUAGUAUCAGGGAAGCUAUAUUGGAAGAGCAGGAAAAGAAAAAAAGCAAAAACCUGGCUGUGACAAUAUGCUUAAGGAUUAUUGCAAACAUCCUUGUGCUUCUCUCACUUGCUGGAAGUAUUUACAUCAUUUACUUUGUUGUGGAUCGAUCCCAAAAAUUAGAGCGCACUAAAAAGGAACUGACGCUUUGGGAGAAAAAUGAGGUGAGUGUUGUUGUUUCACUAAUUACUAUGAUUGCACCCUCUGCAUUUGAACUUGUGGCAGCACUAGAGAUGUACCACCCUAGAACCACUCUUCGCUUUCAGCUUGCCAGGGUUCUCGUUUUAUAUCUGGGAAACCUCUACAGUUUAAUUAUUGCUCUGUUGGAUAAAGUGGACAGCAUGAGUAUCGCUGAAGCUGAAGCUAACAGCAGUGCAAGUAACUGGAUAGAUUCUACCAGCUUCUUAGCCACCAGAACCCUUCCCGAAGAAGACAACUUAUCUACAACUAUCCCUGAUAUACGAAUUAGGAGAAACAGCACAUUGACUCUGGAAAAGAGUCAUACUCAGAACUACACUAUACCUGUCAUGCUGGUUAACCAGACAACUUCCUAUCCCUACAACAUGCAAAGUCAGAAGGAUCAGUGCUGGGAAACAUACGUUGGUCAGGAAAUGCUGAAGCUGUCAAUUAUUGACAUGAUUUUCACAGUGGCAAGCAUCCUGCUAAUAGACUUUUUCCGUGGACUAUUUGUCCGAUACUUAAGUGAUUGCUGGUGCUGGGAUCUGGAAAGCAAGUUUCCGGAAUAUGGAGAAUUCAAAAUUGCAGAGAAUGUGCUACAUUUGGUCUACAACCAAGGAAUGAUUUGGAUGGGAGCCUUCUUUUCACCCUGCCUCCCAGCAUUCAAUGUUCUUAAGUUGAUUGGGCUUAUGUACCUGAGGAGCUGGGCUGUGUUAACAUGUAACGUACCACAUCAGCAGGUUUUCAGAGCUUCAAGAUCUAAUAACUUCUACUUGGCUAUGUUGCUCUUUAUGUUGUUCUUGUGCAUGUUACCAACAAUUUUUGCUAUUGCCCGAUAUAAACCGUCUUUAAGCUGCGGUCCAUUUAGUGGACAAGAGAAAAUAUAUGAUAUUGUGUCUGAAACAAUUAAAGCAGAUUUUCCUGUAUGGUUCAACACAGUGAUUAAUUAUAUCAGCAGCCCUGUAGUUGUCCUCCCUGCAUUACUACUUUUGUUCAUGUUAAUUUAUUACCUGCAGAGUAUUGCAAGGUCAUUAAAAUUCACCAACAGGCAACUGAGAAUGCAGAUCCAAAGUGAAAGAACUGAAGACAAGAAAAAGGUGGUUCACAUAGCAGUAGCCAGAAUCCAGAAUCGAGAGGGAAAUGACAAAAGACCAGAGCAUGAGAAUGACCUCACCAGUCAGGAGUCCUCAGCUCGGUCAUCAACACCCCGAAAGAAUGGCAGCGUCUUGAAUUUUGAAUCUCCAGUGACCAAAGGCAGCAGAAUACAAACAAUCUCACAAUUCUUACCGCAAGCUGAUAUUGUUAGGCCAGCGAAUAUAACUCCAACAACUCCAACCCCCUUAACACCAACUCCCACUGUUCCUAGCGUACAGAAGCGUAGAAUUGAGCAGGUUGCAAACAGGUACUCAAGUGUUGUACAUGGAAGUGCAAGUGAGCUCUGUAAAACAAAGCCCUACACUCCUGUGACUUUCAAAAAGCGUGUUGAAGAUGUUCAUUCUGAGCCUCUUUUUAGGAAAGGUAUCCAACAAGUAAAUCCAGACACUCUUGGGGCAGGAGCUCCAGUUUUUGUGGGACGCAAAGUGCCCACCACACGGUAUUUUAUUGUUAACGAACAUGAAUCCCGCAAAAAGCUUCUCCGUUCCACUUCCCGGCUCCCAAGGCAUUUCAGAAUGGAGGAGUCAGGAGACAUAGUUGAAUUAUAUCCAAGGAACGUCAGAAGAUAUGUGGUUCGAACACCACACAGGACAUACUUCCCUCACUUCAGUGAAGAGGAAGAGGAGGAGGAGGAGGAGGAGGAAUUAAGGAGAGACUUGAUAAGCAGAUCCUACCGUCCACGCUCACUCUCAGAUCUUCGCCCAGCAUCCCGGUUUUACAUUGGUGAACGUGUGGACAGUCAAAUCCUUACUGGCAAGGAUCUAGCUAAAGUGCACUACAAAUCCUGGGAUGAUGGCUUUGAGCUAGAACGAGAGAGACCCCCACAUUCCUACAAAAAGUCACACAUGAAACAUGUGGAUCUUGAUCAGCACUAUCCAGAGCAUCAUGUGAAACCUAAAUCCAAGCAUAAACUCGAACAAUCUCUAACAGAGUCGGAUUCCAUUUCCAUUGGAUCCAGCAGUGAUCAGCAAACCAGCAGCAACGACCAAUACAUCCAAGUCAUUCAUAGUAAGGAGAAAUAUCUGAAAUCUGGGGCAAAGCUUACCAAAAAGAAAUCAAAGACCAGUGUUGACCUAAACAUGUCUGAAUCUAAUGAACUGAUAUGUUCAAAUGUCUAGGAAAAUGCUCCAUUUGUUUUGUGUUAUGAACAUAUGUAGUUGUGGAGACCUUUUGGCUGCCAUUUGAACCACAGAGGACUGUUGAAAUAUAGUCUUCUGAACGACAGUAUAUGCGACUGCUUGAUGUGGAGAAAGCAUUAUUUAGCUUUCUGUUUAAUUUUAAUUGUACCCAAGUUAAGUACACAUCACAGAUGCAUUACAAAAAUCUGGAGAAGUAUUUCUGCAUUAUUGCUCAUUACUAUACAGUAAAAAUAUAUUGUAAAAAUCAAAUAUGUACAUGGGGCACCAGGAAUAAUUAAACCCAUGCAAAAGUAUGUCAGGAAGGUUUAUUUUACCUUCUUCUAGCUCUCAAAUAUGUGCAUAAUCUUU